Molecule: messenger RNA, 1104 nt
Organism: Tauraco erythrolophus (red-crested turaco)
Lineage: Eukaryota; Metazoa; Chordata; Aves; Musophagiformes; Musophagidae
Gene: NIPAL2
Product: NIPA like domain containing 2
Biological process (GO): magnesium ion transport
Cellular component (GO): membrane
Molecular function (GO): magnesium ion transmembrane transporter activity
Source: RefSeq, a predicted model, not a curated record
AUGGGCAUCCUCCCUGUUUUGGAGUGGGGAUCCUGGAAUGUAUCCUUUGGAGGGCCGGGUGCUGGGAAUGGGCCCCUCUCUGGCCCCUGGUACAGCACACACAAGACUCAACUCUUGGGAGUUUUACUUGCUGCUACGUCAAAUUUUCUGAUUAGCAUCUCUUUGAAUAUACAGAAAUGUGCUCAUCUCCGACUGACUUGCCGAACGGACCCGAAGCCCUACUACAUGAGCAAGCUAUGGUGGUGUGGGAUUACCCUCCUUGGGCUUGGAGAGGUGGGCAAUUUCACAGCCUACGGAUUUGUCCCCGUUGCCCUUGUUGCUCCACUGGGAUGUGUGUCUGUCAUAGGUGGUGCAUUUAUUUCUGUCUUAUUCCUAAAGAAAACGGUGAGGGCUGCUGAUAUAUUGGGAGGAACACUGACAGUAACAGGGACAUACUUGUUGGUAGUAUUCGCUCCAAAUGAACCCCAAGAGCUCACAGCAAGACAAGUACAGAAUUACUUAGUAAGCUGGCCUUUUUUGGUAUAUUCGAUCUUAGAAAUUAUUACAUUCUGCAUUCUCCUUUAUUUUUACAAAAGAAAGGCUGUGAAGCACAUCAUGGUUUUGCUAAUGAUGGUAGCACUACUGGCAUCUCUGACUGUCAUUGCUGUAAAGGCUGUGGCCAGCAUGAUAAUGCUGUCUGCAAAGGGGAAAAUGCAGCUGACAUAUCCUGUGUUCUAUAUCAUGAUUAUUUUAAUGGCAACUUCUUGUGCUUUCCAAGUCAAAUUCUUGAAUCAAGCAACACAUCUGUACGAAGCGACAGAAGUUGUGCCUAUUAAUUUUGUGUUGUUCACCACCAGUGCCAUCAUUUCAGGGGUCAUAUUUUAUCGGGAAUUCCAAAGUGCAGCUUUGCUGAGCGUGUUCAUGUUUCUGUUCGGGUGUCUCCUAUCUUUCCUUGGUGUAUUUGUAAUUGCAAGAAAUAAAAAAGAGGAGCAUUUACAAAUUCCUUUUAUUGACUGUGGACAUAUUCCUGGACAAAAAUUGACAGGCAAAAUACAACCAGAUUCUCACAGUUCACUCUAUGGCACUUUGAAUAAUGAACAUGACUCGGUGAAAAGUCAAAGCUGA